Molecule: messenger RNA, 3666 nt
Organism: Haplochromis burtoni (Burton's mouthbrooder)
Lineage: Eukaryota; Metazoa; Chordata; Actinopteri; Cichliformes; Cichlidae
Product: beta-1,3-galactosyl-O-glycosyl-glycoprotein beta-1,6-N-acetylglucosaminyltransferase
Exons: 6
Coding region: 556-1845 (429 amino acids)
Cellular component (GO): membrane
Molecular function (GO): beta-1,3-galactosyl-O-glycosyl-glycoprotein beta-1,6-N-acetylglucosaminyltransferase activity
Source: RefSeq, a predicted model, not a curated record
AGGGAGAUGGACACACCCUCAAAACAAAUAAGCUCAGUUUUCAGCGACAUCCAACUACGACCACAUGGCAGCAAUGUAAAGGAUGGAUCCACAUGUUAAUUGACGGGAGAUUUACGAUAGCGCUGUCUGAGAAGAAAGGAAAGAGAUCGCUUUACUUUAAGGUCAACGCUGACUAGGAACUUGCCUCACCCUCUGCAGGUAUUUGGAGGCUGUGGCUUACAGAAUGUCUUCAGUUUGGUCUUCUGUAACCAGUUUAGCUCAAGGAAUAAAACGUGCCCCGAAGAUUUGAUGUAUCAGAAACCUUAAAAGGAAUGCCAUAGAUAACUAUGAGAAUAGAAAAAAGGAUUUGCUCUGCCAAUGAAAGAUCCCAGGUUCAGUAACAGAUGCACUGAUCAGCAUAACUCCAUGAAAGGAAAUUGUCUACAUAUCAUAAAACAUUAAUCAUUACUAUUUUAUAGUGCCAGAGGUUACCAUAAAAUAAAUAUAGAACAUUUUUAGCAGCUCUCACACACUUUAAUAUUAUUGUACUUGAGAUUCUCCCAUUACGUAAAAAAAAUGUUUCCAAAACGAGGCUGGCAGCUAUGGUUAUUGCAUUUCAUUGCUGUACUGGGAUCACUAUGGAUGCUUUCCCUACUUAUUCCACUGAAAAGAGGUAGACGUCCUGCCUACAUCCUCAGGUAUCAAUGGCUAGAGUACACCAAUAUUGAUGAGAGCCCAGAGAAAGUUUGCAACUGCUCAGCGAUCCUGCAGGGAGAGAAGGAGGCAUUGCUGAAAGCAAAAUUACUGACCAUCACCAAAGACUUUCAGAAAAUUAUUCAGAUCCCUGAUGAGUAUUAUAUCAAUGCAACCAAAGACUGCAGGAAAUUCAAAAUAACCAGGAAAUACAUAACAUUCCCGUUAAGCAAGGAAGAACAGGACUUUCUUCUGGCUUACUCUAUGGUUGUACAUCACAAGGUGCAAAACUUUGAACGACUACUGCGAGCUAUCUACGCACCUCAAAAUAUUUAUUGUGUCCAUGUGGACAAAAAAGCACCGGCCUCAGUCUUUAUUGCCAUCAAUGCCAUUACUUCCUGUUUCCCAAAUGUGUUCAUGGUCAGCAAGCCUGUGGAUGUGGUCUACGCUGGAUGGACACGUGUACAGGCUGAUCUUAACUGCAUGGCUGAUCUCUAUAACACCAGUACAAACUGGAAAUACUUCAUCAACCUCUGUGGUCAGGAUUUCCCUCUAAAAACUAACUUGGAAAUUGUGCAAGCUUUGCGUUCACUGAAAGGAGGUAACAGUUUGGAGUCGGAAGAAAUGCCUCAAGGAAAGAAGAGGAGGGUGAUGAAUGUUUACCAAGUAAUUGAUGGACAAAUCCAGCAAACAGGAAAAACAAAGGAUCCAACUCCCUUCAAUCUCCCUAUACUAUCAGGAAAUGCCUACAUUGUGGUCAACCGAGGUUAUAUUCACAGUGUGUUGGAAGACGAGCGAAUACAGGCCCUCAUUGAGUGGGCCAAAGACACCUACAGUCCUGAUGAGUUUCUGUGGGCAACAAUACAACGAAUGUCUGGUGUUCCAGGCUCAACAUGGCCCAACCGUAAAUUUGACAUGACAGACAUGAAUGCAAUUGCACGGAUGGUGAAGUGGCAGGGGCACGAGGGGUCAGAGGGUUCUCUGCAAGCAGUAUACCCAGAAUGUAAAGGCCAUCAUGUCAGAUCAAUAUGCGUGUAUGGUGCUGGAGACCUGCAGUGGUUGAUUGAACAGCAUCACCUUUUUGCCAAUAAGUUUGAUGCAGACAGAGAUCCCAUUGCUAUCUAUUGCUUAGAGAAAUAUCUGAGACACAAGGCACUGACUGAGUUGGAUUAGUUGGAGAGUUAAUCAUCCACCAUGAAAGACAAUUCAAAUGGAUAACCAAAAGUAUAAACACAUUCUUGGAUAGUGUUGGAUCAUAACUUCAUGUGGACCUAGAUGUGUUAUAAAAGUUGUGGAGUCUGAAUUUGUACGACAGUUACUAAAUGUAGCAGUGUUGUCACGCCUUUUGAUUUAAGUUUUGUGAUAGUGCUUUGCUUAGUCAACUGAACUCCCACCUGUAACUGGGAAACCAUUUAGUUAGCUUUUUUUAAUUUUCAUUUGUGACAAUGAUGAUGAUGAUUAUUAUUAUGUCACAUGUUAUCAUUUGUAUUUCUUAAGUGUUUAUCAAAUUGCAGUUGUGUCAAACAGUGUAAAAUAACAUCUAGGAGAUGGGUCACACCAAGCCUGUAGGGGUUAUUCUUUUUUAAAGUUCUUCUUCUUUUUCAUUCUAUUUUAUCAUUUACUAUCAGUUUUUCGGCAGUUUAAGCUUGUAAUUAAAUGGCUAUUUAAAAUUAUAUUAAGUACAUUAAUAUUUACAUAGACUAUCAUUGCUAAUCUAGCAUGGCAUGUGAUAAUUUCAUAACCCAAGGGUAGAAAAUGUAAAACUUUAGUGUUUGGCUGUGUACUAUAGAAAAUAGAUAGAGAACCUACAGGUAAAUUGAUUGUGGAAACAGCAGUCUGGGAGAAUGAUUCAAUGUCCUGAUUCAAUGUCCAACAAAAUGGCCCCAAACAACCCAUGUAGGUCUGGAUUUGGAGUCACACUCAAAAUUAAGGUGGAAAAACACACUACAGGCUGAUCCAACUUUGAUGUAAUGUCCUUAAAACAAGUCAAAAUGAGGCUCAGUAGUGUGAGUGGCCUCCACAUGCCUAUAUGAUCACCCUACAACACCUGGGCAUGCUCUUGAUGAGGUGGCGGAUGGUCUCCUGAGGGAUCUCCUCCCAGACCUGGGCUAAAACAUCCACCAACUCCUGGACAGUCUGUCAUGCAAUGUGGUAUUGGUGGAUGGAGCAAGACAUGAAGUCCCAGUUGUGCUGAAUUGGACUCAGGUUUGGGGAACGGGCAGGCCAAUCCAUAGCAUCAAUGCCUUCGUCUUGCAGGAACUGCUGACACACUCCAACCACAUGAGGUCUAGCACUGUCUUGCAUUAGGAGGAACCCAGGGCCAACUGCACCAGCAUAUGGUCUCACAAGGGGUCUGAGGAGCUCAUCUCGGUACCUAAUGGCAGUCAGGCUACCUCUGGCGAGCACAUGGAGGGCUGUGCGGCCUCCACCCGAAGAAAUGCCACCCCACACCAUUACUGACCUACUGCCAAGCCGGUCAUGCUGGAGGAUGUUGCAGGCAUCAGAACAUUCUUCAAAGCAUCUCCAGACUCUGUCACGUCUGUCACAUGUGCUCAGUCUGAACCUGCUUUCAUCUAUGAAGAGCACAGGGCACCAGUGGCGAAUUUGUCAAUCUUGGUGUUGUCUGGCAAAUACCAAACAUCCUGCACAGUGUUGGGCCGUAAGCACAACUCCACCUGUGUAUGUUGAGCCGUCAUGACACCCUCAUGGAGUCUGUUUCUGACUGUUUGGACAGACAAAUGCACAUCUGUGGCCUGCUGGAGGUCAUUUUACAGGGCUCUGGCAGUGCUCCUCUUGUUCCUCCUUGCACAAAGGUGAAGGUAGCGGUCCUACUGCUGUUUUGUUGCCCUCCCCCACGUCUCCUGAUGUACUGGCCUGUAUCCUUGUAGCGCCUCCAUGCUCUGAACACUAGGCUGACAGCAACACGUUCUCACUCCCAAAGCAUAACAUUUUACGCUAGGUGACAAAUCGUCAACAUAUUACGUUUUCGGCUAC